Messenger RNA from Juglans microcarpa x Juglans regia, 995 nucleotides. RefSeq names its product zinc finger A20 and AN1 domain-containing stress-associated protein 8-like. Gene Ontology annotation, molecular function: DNA binding; zinc ion binding. NCBI's taxonomy places the organism in Eukaryota, Viridiplantae, Streptophyta, Magnoliopsida, Fagales, Juglandaceae. The record is from RefSeq and is a predicted model, not a curated record. Bases 191 to 709 code for a protein of 172 amino acids. The transcript is spliced from 2 exons.
GCGUCUGUUUGUUGGCAGAGAAAAGGAGAGUUUUUUUAAAUUAAAUAGGCAAACCGAGAAAGACAGCCUUGUUAACGUUUUUACUCUCUCUCUCUCUCUCUCUCUCUCUCCUGGUCUUCAUUUUUCCGAUUUUCGUUCAAUUAUCUGAUCGAUCCAGGUUAACUUUUCUUGCAGGAAACUAGAGAAGAAGAUGGAGUCUCAUGAUGAGACAGGAUGCCAAGCUCCUGAACGCCCCAUUCUUUGCAUUAAUAACUGUGGUUUCUUUGGAAGGGCUGCGACAAUGAAUAUGUGUUCCAAAUGCUACAAGGACGUGUUCCUGAAGCAGGAGCAAGCCAACCUUGCGGCAUCAUCAAUAGGAAGUAUAGUGAAUGGCAGCUCUAGCAGUAAUGAAAAAGAGCCUGUCAUUAUGGAUGCGGUGAAUGUACAAUCUAAACCAGUGGAGAGACAGAUCUUUUCAAUAGAAACGUCGACUGAUUCAUCCUCAAGCAACUCCCCUCAGAUGCCUAUGAAAGAGGGCCCAAGUAGAUGUGUGACUUGUCGAAAGCGUGUUGGUUUAACCGGCUUUAAUUGCAAGUGUGGAAACCUGUUUUGUGCAAUUCAUCGCUAUUCUGAUAAGCAUGACUGUCCCUUUGAUUAUAGGUCAAAUGCCCGGGAUGCUAUUGCAAAAGCCAACCCUGUUGUGAAGGCAGAAAAGCUUGAUAAAAUUUAGGACCAAUAGUUUGAACUUUGAAGUGAAGAUUUAUGUCCUGAAGUGCGAUGCUUCUUUCUCUAUCUGUCUCUAUAUAAGUUGGCUGCUUGUCUUGUACGCGUCCUCCACAGAGAAAAAUGGUUCAAGUCAUGAUAGUGAGGACAUCUGUAGAAGUCUACUCCUUGUUUAUUGGUGAGGGCACCAUUCUUGGCUCCAGUGUGAAAGUCUUUAUUUGUGCUGGUUUGAUAGACAUAUUUGGGGUUAACCUGUAAUGUGAAAUCUCGGUUGGCUGCGUUUCUUUCCAGAA